CAGAAGGGGAGACCUGACCACAGCUGGCGCUGAAGAGCUCAUGGCCCAUGCAAACCUCCUCCUGAGCAGAUCUGACUCCUGACAGCUGGGACUGAUCCCUUCACAUCUGGGAGGAUUUUCAGAAAUAAACACGAGGUGACCCCCCCCCUUUCUGGCCCCCAGCUGCAGCCCUCUUGCUCACAAACUUUGGAAGGAGGCUUUGGUCCACUUACACCCGAGCAAAGAAACUGGGUUCACCCUCUCUAGCACCUGGACGCCCAGUCCCGUGCACCCCACCUGCUCCUUGCCCACCAGCCUGGCCCAGGUGGAGGAAGUAUGGAUGGACUUGGCAGCGGCACUCUGGGCAUUAUGCUGUGAUCUGGAGCAGGGGGCUGGGCAGGCUGAGCAGGCAGAAGAGGCUUCAUCCAUCUCUACAGCAGCAGCGGCACAGGGAUCUGGAGCUGCGUUGCACCCCAUGCCCACGGGAUCGGAGAGGGCUCUGGGUGGCAGGCAGAGUUGCACUCAGCUCUGGGGAAGAAGGACUGUCUGCCCUGCAAGUGGAGCUGGCACAGGUCUCUGCCGUGCAGAUGGGCAUGCAGCCCCAGACGCCACCCGCCCCCCUUCUGUGUCCUUAGCUCAGUGAGGUCAGGCUACCUGAAGUUCCACACCUGCUCUGUGUCUGCCUGCCUUGCUCCGAUUCAAGCCUUUCUCCUUGGGCACCCGAAUGGGGAGGAUAUUUUCUCUGGCUUGUUUAUUGUGCCUCCAGUGUUGUGGUGGACAUACUAGGAAGCCCAGGGCCCUCUAGGGCACCUGGGCACUCCUACCCCAGCUCCCCUUCCUCCUCCCUGCUGCCCCAGCCAGAAGAGGGAGGCCGGCAGUUUCAGCCACACGCCCUCAUCCUGGAUCCUGGCCCCACACUCCUGGCCUGUGGAGGACUUACUUCUCAGAGGGAUGUUCGGAGCAGGGUGGCUGGCGGGUCCUCUGAGGCUGCUGAACAGGGCACAGAGCUGCCAAAAACAUGCUGAAGUUUCGGGCUGAUCGGCGGGUCAGCCACAAUGAAAGAAAGAACACCUUUCUGCACCCAGUGACUGGACAGGUCCCAGAGGAGAACAAGAAGUUUGACUUGAAAACGUCCGCCUUAGACAUGUCCAAUAAAACAGGUGGGAAACGCUCGAAUACCUCCAGCAGCGACAUAGCCAAUCACAACAUGGUUUCCGAGGUCCCUCCAGAGCGGCCCAAUGUCCGGGCAACCAGGACAUCCCGCAAGGCCAUCACCUUUGGGAAACGCUCACACUCCAUGAAGCGAAACCCCAAUGCCCCCGUCACCAAGGCAGGCUGGCUUUUCAAGCAGGCCAGCUCCGGGGUGAAGCAGUGGAAUAAGCGCUGGUUCGUCCUUGUAGAUCGCUGCCUCUUCUACUACAAAGACGAGAAGGAGGAGAGCAUCUUAGGCAGCGUCCCCCUCCUGAGCUUCCGGGUGGCUGCAGUGCAGCCCUCAGACAACAUCAGCCGCAAGCACACUUUUAAGGUGACUGUGUACUGGGUGGAGGAGGCCGGGGCCAGUCCCACGCGCUGCCUCUCCCCGCAGGCUGAGCAUGCCGGGGUGCGCACCUACUUCUUCAGUGCCGAGAGCCCUGAGGAGCAGGAGGCCUGGAUCCAGGCCAUGGGGGAAGCCGCUCGUGUGCAGAUCCCCCCAACCCAGAAGUCAGUGCCCCAGGCCGUGCGUCACAACCAUGAGAAACCAGACUCGGAGAACAUCCCACCCAGCAAACACCACCACCAGCCACCCCACAACAGCCUCACCAAGCCAGAGCCAGAGGCCAAGACUCGAGGGGAGGGGGACGGCAGAGGCUGUGAGAAGGCAGAGAGGAGGCCCGAGAGGCCCGAAGUGAAGAGCGAGUCCCUGGUGAAGGCCAAUGGCAUCCCAGCCGGACCUGAGCCAGCCUCAGAGCCGGGCAGCCCUUAUCCCGAGGGGCCCAGGGGCCCGGGUGGUGGGGAGCGGCCUGCCCAGCCCAAUGGCUGGCAAUACAGCUCCCCCAGCCGGCCGGCCAGCACAGCUUUCCCACCUCAGGAUGGGGACAGUGUGGGGGGACACCGGCAAAGCUUCCCACCACGUGCCAACCCUGACAAAAUUGCCCAGAGAAAGAGCUCCAUGAACCAGCUGCAGCAGUGGGUGAACCUGCGCCGUGGGGUUCCCCCUCCUGAUGACCUUCGCAGUCCCUCCAGGUUCUACCCAGUGUCCCGCAGGGUCCCUGAGUAUUAUGACCCCUACUCCCCCCAGUACUCCGAGGACUACCAGUACUACCCCCCAGGGGUGCGGCCAGACAGCAUCUGCUCCAUGCCAGCCUACGACCGGAUCAGCCCACCCUGGCCCCUGGAGGACAAGCGCCAGGCCUUCCGCAAUGGGGGUGGCCCUGCUUACCAGCUGCGCGAGUGGAAGGAGCCUGGGGGUGGCUUUGGGCGCCAGGAUGCCUCUGUGUGGAUCCCCAGCCCCUCCCGGCAGCCAGUCUAUUAUGACGAGCUGGACACGGCCGCGGGCUCCCUGCGCCGCCUGUCCCUGCAACCCCGCUCCCACUCGGUGCCCCGCUCGCCCUCCCAGGGCUCCUAUGCCCGGCCCCGCAUCUACUCCCCGGUGCGCUCCCCCAGUGCCCGGUUUGAGCGACUGCCACCUCGCAGUGAGGACAUCUAUGCCGACCAGGCCGCCUAUGUGAUGAGAAGGUCCAUCAGCUCUCCCAAGUAUGAUUACCUGGGAGACAGGCGGCCUGUCCCAGCAGGACUGCUCCCCUACAACUACCCUCCAUCCCCCACGGUCCACGAUAAGAUGGAUGAACUUUUAGACCUUCAGUUGCAAAGAAACCUAGAGUAUUUGGAUCAGCAGAUGAGUGAGAGCGAAACUCUCAUCACCAUGGUGAACCGCAUGGUGGAGAACUCCUCCCCCAGGGCCCAACUCUUCAUGCAAGUAAGACCUCUGCCUGGCAGCAUGGUCCCCGCCAGCCUCACUCAGCUGCUUGUGCAUGGUCAAGUCCCUCCAUAUCCAGAAGUGUUCCGGGACAGCCUGCACACCUACAAGUUAAACGAGCAAGACACGGAUAAGCUGCUGGGCAAGUUGUGUGAGCAGAACAAGGUGGUGAGGGAACAGGACCGGCUGGUGCAGCAGCUCCGGGCCGAGAAGGAGAGCCUGGAGAGUGCCUUGAUGGGGACCCACCAGGAGCUGGAGAUGUUUGGGAGCCAGCCCGCCUACCCUGAGAAGCUGCUGCACAAGAAGGAAUCACUGCAGAACCAGCUCAUCAAUAUCCGUGUGGAACUCUCGCAGGCUACCACGGCCCUGGGAAACAGCACCCUGGAGUAUGAGAACCUGGAAGCAGAGGUGUCAGCGCUGCACGAGGACCUCUGGGAGCAACUCAACUUGGACAAUCAGAAUGAGGCCCUCAGCCGGCAAAUCCAGAAGGAGAUCUGGAGAAUCCAGGACGUGAUGGAGGGGCUAAGGAAGAAUAACCCAUCCCGAGGCACAGACACAGCCAAGCACAGGGGAGGACUUGGCCCCUCAGCCAGCUACAGCUCUAACAGCCCAGCUAGCCCGCUCAGCUCCGCCAGCCUCACCAGCCCCCUGAGCCCCUUUUCACUGGUGUCAGGCUCUCAGGGGUCCCCCACGAAGCCUGGGUCCAGUGAGGAGCCCGGCCCACCAAGGCCUCCCCUCCCCAAAGCCUACGUCCCCCUGGAGUCUCCUCCUACUGUGCCUCCACUCCCUAGCGAGAGCCGCUUCUGGCCCUACCCCAACUCCCCUUCCUGGCACCGCAGUGGCGAGACAGCGAGGGGUCAGCAGAGCAAGAAAGACCCUCACCAGAGCUCACCCCUAGACACUUCCAGAGACAUCAACCUUGUGUCCACCCGGCAGGAGAUGGAGGCUGAGAAGCAGACAGCUCUCAACAAAGUUGGCAUUGUGCCCCCUCGCACAAAGUCGCCCACAGAUGAAGAAGGGACCCCAUCCAGGGUGGUGAGGAGGACCACCAGUGGCCUCACCAAUGGCCUUUCAUCCCAGCAGGAGCGCCCCAAGAGCGCUGUGUUCCCUGGUGAGGGCAAGGUCAAGAUGAGUGUGGAGGAGCAGAUUGACCGCAUGCGGCGGCACCAGAGCGGCUCCAUGAAGGAGAAGCGGAGGAGCCUGCAGCUCCCGGCCAGCCCGGCCCCGGAACCCAGCCCCCGGCCCACCUACAAAGUGGUGCGCCGCCACCGCAGCAUCCAUGAGGUGGACAUCUGCAACCUGGAGGCAGCGCUGCGGGCAGAGGAUCCUGGCGGGCAGACUUAUGAGACGCCACGGGAGGAGAUCGCACGACUACGCAAGAUGGAGCUGGAGCCGCAGCACUACGAUGUGGACAUCCACAGGGAGCUCUCCACACCAGACAAAGUCCUCAUCCCUGAGCGGUACAUCGACUUGGAGCCGGACACACCCCUGAGCCCAGAGGAGUUGAAGGAGAAGCAGAAGAAGGUGGAACGCAUCAAGACACUCAUUGCCAAGUCCAGCAUGCAGAACGUGGUGCCCAUCGGCGAGGGGGACCUUGUGGACGUGCCCCAGGACUCAGAGAGCCAGCUGCAGGAGCAGGAGAAGCGGAUUGAAAUCUCCUGUGCCCUGGCGACCGAGGCCUCCCGCCGGGGCCGCAUGCUGUCCGUGCAAUGUGCCACCCCAAGCCCUCCCACCUCCCCUGCUUCCCCGACUCCACCAGCCAACCCCCUCUCGUCUGAGCCCCCGCGGGGCACCGACAGCAGCCAUGCCGUGGGGGUCUGAGCACUGACUGCAAGCACUGGCUGAGGCCAAAGCUGGGAAUCUCCAGAGAGCCACGUUCUGAAGCCCUGCUCUGCCCACCUGAGGCCUCGGCACCCCACCCUGGCCCCCUCUGCCCACCCGGCACCUCUACAGGAAGGCCACAGGGAGCCAGGCUGGGGGCAGGAGGAAUGCAGGCGCCUCAGUGACCACAUCCAGGACUCGGAGGCCCUCACUGCACAGACGGCUGUCCCAGCCCCUGGGGUGGCAGAUGGGAGUGCCAUCCUGCGUUAACACCCACACCAUGAGGGUGAGGUCUGGGACCAGAAUAUCCCCAGAUGGAGAAGCUGCACUGAUGGGGAGCUCACCUGGGCCCUCUGGGGCUAGGACCAGAGGCACCUUUUGGGGCCCCUUUUGACAUGGAAGACAGAGCCUGCCACCAUCCUGGCCCCUGCACCCCCACUGCUGCCCCAGCUGUGCAGGGCCUGGGCACAUCUCCGCCUGUGAGGCCCAGGGCAGACUGGCCACCCUGCUUGAGCCAAAGACAAGACGAUUGCGGGGGUGGGGGUGGGGGGUGGGGUAGGGAGGAGGACAGAGAGCAGCCCUGGCUGUGAUGGGGGGCAGCAGGUUCGUGUGGUGUCUGAGGCAGGUCGAGGAGGGCAGUGGAAAGGAGGGGAGAGAAUGGAAGGGGCAGGAGGUAGGAGGGCAGGUCAGCAAGUGAGAGGAGGAGGAGGAAGAGGAGGAGGAGGAGGGGGAGGGGAUGGAGGAGGAGGAGGAGAUGGGAACAGUGGAAAGGGCUGGUUUCCAGGAGGAGCAUCUAGUCAGUGGAACUCCAGGACAGACCAUCAGCUCUGUACCCCCACACCUCCGCCCUGCAGGAGAGCAUGCCGGGAAGGGCAUGGAGGAGUGGGGAGAGGGGCUGAUGGGACUGUCUGAGAGAGGACUCCUUAAGGGCUGCCUCAGGGGCUCAGGGGCAGAGAAGGACCAACUUAUGUAGGAUAUGGUCGGCCCUCAGGCCUCUCAGAUUGCCUACACAACAAGUACCUGUCCCCCUGAAUGUGCUGUGGGCCAGCUGGGAAAGAGCGCGUGUGGCCUUGGUCUGGGGUCCAGAGUCAAGAGCCCCACCCUGCAUCCUGGGCACCCCAGAUGGGAAGCAGCUGAGCCACCCUGCCAGUGGGGGUCAGUGGGAGGGAGACAGAAGCCAAGCCAACUCUUCCCCCGUCCACCCAGCCUGAGAUGAAUGUAGCCAGAGAGGAGGAAGGAGAGACCAAGGCUCAAACACGUGGCCCUCACCUUCUCUGCUGCUGCCCCAGCUUGCUGUGACCCCAGGAAGAGCUACUUUACCUUCCACCAAGUCUCCACUCCUUCCCGGCUGGGAAAGCGACCGGUUCAUAUGCGAGUAAAGAUGACAAUUCCUUUA
Messenger RNA from Erinaceus europaeus (western European hedgehog), 6152 nucleotides. It is a transcript of the gene PLEKHA6, whose product is annotated as pleckstrin homology domain containing A6. Lineage: Eukaryota; Metazoa; Chordata; Mammalia; Eulipotyphla; Erinaceidae. Gene Ontology annotation, molecular function: protein binding. Bases 998 to 4756 code for a protein of 1252 amino acids. The record is from RefSeq and is a predicted model, not a curated record. The transcript is spliced from 27 exons.